AUGUCUUUAUGGAACGGCAAGGUGCCGCUGCAAAUAUACAACAAGUGCCCAGAUACGUUAUGGCCGGCAAUAUAUACUGCUAGCGGCACAGGACCAGAUACAGGAGGCUUUGAGCUCACGGCCGGCUCAAACCAGUCGCUGGAAGUGUCCUCGAACUGGGACGGAAGGGUAUGGGCGAGGACAAACUGCACGUCAUCUGGCGAUGGGCUGCUGGACUGCCAGACGGGGAGCUGUCAGGGCCAGAUGAACUGCACCUACCUAUCUGGCUCACCUCCCGCAACCUUGGCAGAGUUCACCCUCUCCGGCGGCGUGUCCAGCUCGCAGAAUUUCAUCGACAUCUCCCUCGUCGAUGGAUACAAUAUCCCUCUGGGUCUUGAGUAUAUCGCCGACCCGACCAGCAACACCACCGCCCCACCCCCAAAUCUCGUCUCCCCAGCCUGCAUCGCCACCAAGGGCUACCUGUCUGCGCCCAACCGCACCGGCACCGACUACACCAACAGCACAUACCCCAUGCCCUACGAGAAGUCCCAGACAGACAGUCAUGUCGGCCACUGGUGUCCCUGGCCCUUACAGGUCGACCCCCCGGCCAAGCCUGGCGCAGGCGUCUAUCCGUACCCAGACGACAACAUCGUCCGCCCCGUCUUCGAUCCGUGCCUCUCCGCGUGUCAGAAGACGGGCGAUGCCAAGGACUGCUGCACGGGCUCGUACGACUCGUCUUCAAAGUGCCCCCGGAGUCUGUACAGCCGCAGCGCCAAGGCCGUGUGCCCGGAUGCGUACAGCUACCCGUACGACGACGGCACCUCGACGUUUGUGAUUCCCGGGGGAGGCGGCUGGAGCGUCACGUUUUGCCCGGAGGGAAGAAGCACUGACAUCCUCGCCACAUUCGGCACGCUCAUCAGCGAGUGGGCAGCGUCGGGCGUCAUGAGCGAGGAUAUCUUGGCCGCGGCGAGUAAUGUGACGUACAUCGAGACGCACGGCGGGGCGGUUGGUAGCAGGGGUCGCCCUGGCGUCGGCAAGGUGCUGGUGGCUGCGCUGGCGGUAUCGCUGGCGAUGAUGAGCUCCUCAUGGUGA
This is a messenger RNA of Cryphonectria parasitica EP155, 1071 nucleotides long. RefSeq names its product Osmotin, thaumatin-like protein. Gene Ontology annotation, cellular component: extracellular region. The transcript is spliced from 2 exons. NCBI's taxonomy places the organism in Eukaryota, Fungi, Ascomycota, Sordariomycetes, Diaporthales, Cryphonectriaceae. Gene Ontology annotation, biological process: defense response. Bases 1 to 1071 code for a protein of 356 amino acids. The record is from RefSeq and is a predicted model, not a curated record.